CUUCCCUCCAUCUCUCUUCCUUUUUAUUUAUUUUUUAUUUCCUUCCCAUCUCUUUGAAAAAAAAAAUUUAAGCACAGCACAAAAACCAAACACACACAAAAAAAGAAAAAAAAAAAAAAGAAGAAGAAGAAAAUGGAAGAGGAAAGAUCACUCUCACUUCUUCAGUUAAUGGUGAAUGAAGGACUGGUGCCAUCUCCAGAAGAAGAAGAGAAUAGGAAAAUUGUCAUUGAAAAACUUAAACAAAUUGUAGUGGCGUGGGUUAAGCGAGUAGCUUGGCAACGUCGGCUUCCUAAACAAGACAUAGCUGCUAGCAGUGCUACCUUAUUAACAUAUGGCUCUUAUGGCCUUGGGGUUCAUGGUUCAGAGUCAGACAUCGAUGCUUUAUGUGUUGGUCCUUACUUUGCCACCAUCGUAGAUGAUUUCUUUAUUGUUCUAUAUAACAUGCUUAAGAGCAGACCUGAGGUAUCUGAGAUUCAUUGUGUGAAGGAUGCAAAAGUCCCACUAAUGCGUUUUGAGUUCGAUGGAAUCUCGAUAGAUCUUCCCUUUGUGCAGCUUAAAGUUUUAGCUGUUCCAGAGAAUUUAGACAUUUUAAAUCCUGUGUUUUUGAGAGAUAUCGAUGAAACUGGUUGGAAAAGCUUGUCCGGGGUGCUAGCAAACACACGGAUUUGUCGGCUUGUUCCAGACUUGGAGAAAUUCCAGUCAAUGUUACGAUGUGUCAAAUUUUGGGCAAAGAGACGAGGAGUGUAUGGUAAUCUAAAUGGGUUUCUUGGAGGAAUUCAUUUGGCAAUUCUUGCUGCUUUUGUUUGUCAGUGUGAUCCACAUGCGGGUUUGAGUGCUCUAAUUUCACAUUUCUUCAAAACAUUUGCUUUCUGGCCUUGGCCUAGACCGGUUGAACUGCAAGAAGGAACGUUACAUCCUACUCUAAACCCCACAGAGACGAGGUUAUAUAUGCCCAUUCGGUUGCCAUUUAGUCCUUAUGAAUAUUGCCAUUCAAACAUCACCAAAAGCACAUUCUAUAAAAUCAGAACUGAGUUUCUUCGUGGCCAUAACUUAACCAAGGAUCUUCUGAAGUUUGAUUUUGAUUGGCACAAUGUAUUGGAGCCUUUUCCUUACACAAAGAAAUAUGCUCGGUUUCUCAAAAUUUUUCUUUCGGCUUCCAAGCAGGAUGAGCUUGGAGACUGGGUGGGUUGGAUAAAGUCUCGCUUCCGCUGUCUUCUCUUCAAGCUAGAGGAGGUACAGGGUCUUUGUGACCCUAAUCCCGCAGAACACAUCGAUGUCAACAUAGCAGACCCACAUGUCAUUUUCUACUGGGGCUUACAAGCAGGCAAAACUAAUGCCAUAGACAUCAAAUCCGUCAAGGAUGUUUUCUGGAGGAAUAUCAGUACCGGGUAUCAAGGCCCUUUCGGAAAAAUGGAGUUAUCUAUUGUGCAAGCCUCUCAAGUUCCCAAGUCUGCUCAAUUCGAUACCUUGAGCCGGAAAAGAACAAAAGCUUGUUGGAAGAUGAUGGACUACCAUCAACGAAGGAUCCCUAUAUACUCGCAGCAUGUUCCGCAGUAUAUUGUUGGGUACGUAUCGACAAAUGGGGACCCUGAGUACCCAAAUGCUGGGGUAUAGAAUUUAGCUACCCUGGUUUUACAAAUUGGCUUUUACAUUUUCAUGGUUGCCUAGUUCAUAUGAAAUUUAUAACAAGAUAGGGAAGUGCAUGAUUGCGUUUUACUGAAAAUGAAUGCUGAAGGCUAGAAACCCAAAGGGGUAUUCUUUUGUAUCUUUUGCACUUUUACACUUUCCAAAGUAAAAAGAAUACCCCUUUGGGGUCUUCUCCAAUAUUUUCUUUAUAA
Messenger RNA from Gossypium arboreum, 1838 nucleotides. Its product is annotated as nuclear poly(A) polymerase 3. Lineage: Eukaryota; Viridiplantae; Streptophyta; Magnoliopsida; Malvales; Malvaceae. Bases 133 to 1614 code for a protein of 493 amino acids. The transcript has 10 exons. Gene Ontology annotation, cellular component: nucleus. The record is from RefSeq and is a predicted model, not a curated record. Gene Ontology annotation, molecular function: RNA binding; poly(A) RNA polymerase activity.